AUGAUGCAGAACACUUUGCCAGUACACGCUUGGCAUAGUCCGAUGUGCCUGCAAGGCUUCGAAGGACAUCCAGCCGCAAAAGCUUGUGGCGGCGCUGCCAAGUGCUUGCCACGUGGCCCAGUUGGGUGUAGAAUGACAGGGCUCCUUCGAGAAGAUGACGGUGAGUGCUCUGCCCUGAAGCUGGGCAAUCUGUGGGAUGUCAAAGCAGCAAUGUCAUAUCCUGUGAUAGCAGAAGGAGAGAUUUCGAAAGUGGGUGCAUACAGGGAGGAGAGAGGCAGAAAGUGGUGCAAGAUCAGAGAGAACCGUGUACUUCGACAAGACUGUGACAAAACAUCCACUGACUUCCUUGUGCAGCUACUUCGUGAUUGGGUAGCUGCGGCGAAAACCGAGCUGGUCUUGUAG
This is a messenger RNA of Symbiodinium necroappetens, 402 nucleotides long. Lineage: Eukaryota; Dinophyceae; Suessiales; Symbiodiniaceae. The record is from the annotation of a GenBank genome assembly.